AUGCCUACCAUUCGCGGUGGCGUUGGGAGCUUUCUGCUUCGCCGCGCAGCCCCGAAGAGUAUCCGGCAGAAGUAUCAGACCGGCCCACAGUUCUACAAACGAAAGUUCUUCCACUUUCCCAAAGGCCAUCAUCGCCUACACCGUCGUAUUAGCGGAAUGCAGAUGGGAUCCCCAACUCACCAACGUGAACACGAACGAUUUAAUCAUCUUCCCGGAGAUGUUCGCACAAAGCCACAGUUUGAUUUUACAUUCGGUGAGAAACGGGCAGAUGGAGUACUGUACGCAUGGCGAAAGCGUGGUGAUUUACAGUUGUAUCAAGUAGGUGGAAAGACGGAAACUUUUGUGUGUUAUCGCUGCGGAUAUCCCGUGCGCAGUCAACUUGUAGCUAUUAAAGCGGAUAACUGGGAUUACCGCAUGUGUUAUCGCUGUUAUACAACUACGGUAAACCAGGGAAUGGAAAACGAUACGUGA
Molecule: messenger RNA, 471 nt
Organism: Trypanosoma theileri
Lineage: Eukaryota; Euglenozoa; Kinetoplastea; Trypanosomatida; Trypanosomatidae
Exons: 1
Coding region: 1-471 (156 amino acids)
Source: RefSeq, a predicted model, not a curated record